GUGAGCGUCGGUCCGGUGGCUGUGUGGAGGGAUGGAAGCGGAGAAGGCGGCUGCGGUGAAGACUCGCUCUCACCAUCCACGGAAUUAAGGACCUCUUCUUGGAUAAUAUUCUUCAUUUUUUUCUUUUCUCUGUUUUUUUUUUUUUUUUUUUUUUUUUCUUUAAUUUUACAGUAUAUAUGUAGGCUACUAUGAUCUCUCCGUUGUGCUCGCGGGCACCACCCCUUUAAACGUACCCGUCCAUCUCUGAGCUGUCAAUCAUUUCAAGCCGGGAUUUCUACAUGUGAGUGCAUGGCGCGCCGGGCAGGGCGGAUCUGCUCACUGUGUGAAAAAACGCCGGUUGAUAUGGAUGAAAGGUCAAUCAUCAUCUCAUCAUUUCAAUCCCUCUGAUAAGGUACGGCGACAGAAAGCUUAAGAGCGCACAACUGAUGCAUGAGAAAUUAUAGAAUGUAUCCUAAUGGGAAUAAGGUGCGUAACUGCGAUUGGCUCGGCGGUCCCUUGCUACGCGGCGUUAAUAGGCCCUCUUAUCAGUUAUUCUAAGUCUGUUUAUCAGGCUUGUAACCCGCACAUUCCCCCCUCCCUAAUCCCGACAGCGACAGUGUCCCAUAGCGUUGGCCAGACCACAGAGCAGGAAAGAUGAUGUGCGAGGUGAUGCCGACCAUCAGCGAAGGAGACUCGGCUGGUCCUCCGAGAGGCACCGGCGGCGUCCCGAACGGCUCGGACCAGGAGGCCAACUUCGAGCAGCUGAUGGUCAACAUGCUGGACGAAAGAGACAAGCUGCUGGAGUCCCUCAGGGAGACUCAGGAGACCCUGAUUCAGUCUCAAACUAAACUACAGGGGGCGCUGCACGAGAGAGACGUACUCCAGCGGCAGAUCAACGCCGCGCUGCCUCAGGAGUUUGCCACCCUGACAAAGGAACUAAACAUAUGCCGGGAGCAGCUGCUGGAGAAGGAAGAGGAAAUAUCUGAGCUGAAAGCUGAAAGGAACAACACCAGGCUGCUGUUGGAGCACCUGGAGUGUCUGGUGUCUCGUCACGAGCGCAGUUUGAGGAUGACGGUGGUAAAGAGACAGGCACCCCCGCCAUCUGGUGUGUCCAGCGAGGUGGAGGUCCUCAAAGCCCUGAAGUCACUGUUUGAACAUCACAAGGCUCUGGAUGAAAAGGUGCGUGAAAGGCUUCGGGUGGCUCUGGAGAGGGUGGCCAGCCUGGAGGGUCAGCUAGCAGCUACCACACAAGAGUUGAACAUGGUGAGGCAGAGGAAGGACGGUGACUCAGUGGAGCGAACAGAUGGAUCCAAACCUACAUGGAAGAGACUACCCAACGGCUCUAUAGACGCCCAUGACGAUGGCAACCGAGUGUCUGAGCUUCAAGAGCUCCUGGAUCGGACCAAUAAGGAUUUGACUCAGAGCCGCGAGCACUGUGCCACGCUAAACGCUCGCAUGGCCGAACUUGAGGCUGAGCUCGCAAAUGCACGGCGAGAACUGAGUCGCAGUGAGGAGCUGUCAAUCAAACAACAGAGGGAGCAGAGAGAGAGAGAAGAUAUGGAGGAGAGGAUAACAACUUUAGAGAAACGCUACCUGGCUGCCCAGCGGGAGACCACACACAUCCACGACCUCAAUGACAAACUAGAGAAUGAGCUGGCAACCAAGAACUCCCUGCAUCGCCAGAGUGAGGAGAAGGUGCGCCAGCUGCAGGAGAUGCUGGAGAUGGCAGAGCAGAGGUUAGCUCAGACCAUGAGGAAAGCCGAGACACUUCCAGAGGUGGAAGCUGAACUAGCACAGAGAGUUGCAGCGCUCACCAAGGCAGAGGAACGCCACGGCAAUGUGGAGGAGCGGCUCAGACAGCUGGAGUCACAACUGGAAGAGAAGAACCAAGAGCUUGGAAGGGCUCGUCAGAGGGAGAAAAUGAAUGAGGAACACAACAAGCGUUUAUCCGACACUGUGGAUCGUCUGCUCACUGAGUCGAAUGAACGACUGCAGCUCCACUUAAAAGAACGCAUGGCUGCCCUGGAGGACAAGAAUUCCCUCAUUCAAGACCUUGAGAACUGCCAGAAACAGCUGGAAGAAUUUCAUCAUACCAGGGAACGGCUGAUUGGCGAGAUUGAUAAACUGAGAAAUGAGAUUGAUCAUUUAAAACGCCGCAGUGGAGCAUUUGGAGAUGGCACUCACCCUCGGUCUCACUUGGGAAGCUCCAGCGACCUCCGCUUCUCUAUGGUAGAGGGCCAAGACGGCCACUACAGCACAACUGUGAUCAGGCGAGCACAGAAGGGUAGACUGUCAGCGCUGCGCGAUGACCCAAACAAGGACUACCCAUCUCUGCGUGGGAGUGUCAGCCACCUCCUAGGCAGCGACGUGGAGGGAGACUCAGACAUGGAUGACGAUGUCAGCUCCGCCCUCCUCUCUCCCAGCGGUCAAUCAGAUGCUCAGACUCUCGCUCUCAUGCUACAAGAGCAACUUGACGCUAUCAAUGAGGAGAUAAGGAUGAUCCAGGUAGAAAGAGAGUCAGCAGAUCUGCGCUCGGACGACAUCGAGUCUCGCGUGAAUAGCGGCAGCAUGGAUGGUCUCAAUGUGACGCUUCGACCCCGGGCCUUGCCCACCUCUGCCACCGCCCAGUCCCUGGCAUCAUCUUCCUCCCCGCCCACCAGUGGCCACUCAACACCUAAACAUCAUGGACGCAACACCAGUCACCAUCUAGGCAUCAUGACCCUGCCAAGCGACUUGAGGAAACACAGAAGGAAAGUAGCCUCUCCAGUGGAAGUGGACAAAGCUACUAUCAAGUGUGAGACAUCUCCUCCAUCAUCCCCACGCAGUUUACGGCUGGAAACCAAUUUCGCCCAAUUUACAGGCAGUCUGGAAGAUGGACGGGGCAAACAGAAGAAAGGGAUCAAAUCAUCUAUUGGCCGAUUGUUCGGGAAGAAGGAGAAGGGUCGAAUGGACCAGACUGUUGUCAGAGAUGGACAAUCUCUACCAGCAUUAACAGACUUUGAGAUGGGCAUUGGUGACACUAUGACUCUGGGAAAACUGGGCACACAGGCUGAGAGGGACCGCAGAAUGAAGAAAAAACAUGAACUGCUGGAAGAUGCAAGGAAAAGAGGACUUCCAUUUGCACACUGGGACGGUCCAACUGUCGUCUCGUGGCUAGAGCUUUGGGUGGGUAUGCCAGCCUGGUAUGUAGCAGCCUGCCGUGCCAAUGUAAAGAGUGGAGCCAUCAUGUCCGCCCUGUCAGACACAGAAAUCCAGAGGGAAAUCGGCAUCAGCAACCCUCUGCACCGACUCAAGCUUCGUUUGGCCAUACAGGAGAUGGUCUCCCUCACCAGCCCCUCUGCUCCCCUCACCUCCAGAACGUCCUCCGGAAAUGUGUGGGUGACUCAUGAAGAGAUGGAGAACCUGGCAUCCUCCACUAAAGCGGAGAAUGAGGAGGGCAGCUGGGCACAGACUUUGGCGUAUGGUGACAUGAAUCAUGAGUGGAUCGGGAAUGAGUGGCUUCCCAGCCUCGGCUUGCCUCAGUACCGCUCUUACUUCAUGGAGUGCCUGGUGGACGCCCGCAUGCUGGACCACCUGACCAAGAAGGACCUGAGGAGCCAUCUCAAGAUGGUGGACAGCUUCCACAGGGCUAGUCUUCAGUAUGGGAUUAUGUGCUUGAAGAGACUUAAUUAUGACAGGAAAGACUUAGAUCGCCGGAGAGAGGACAGCCAACAUGAUAUGAAAGAUGUUUUGGUGUGGACCAAUGAGCAGGUGAUCCACUGGGUCCAGUCCAUCGGUUUAAGGGAAUACAGCAGCAACUUGUUAGAGAGCGGCAUUCAUGGAACACUCCUUGCUCUGGAUGAGACGUUUGACUACAGCAGCUUAGCACUCAUCCUGCAGAUCCCCAUGCAGAACACACAGGCACGGCAGGUUCUGGAGCGAGAGUUCAACAACCUGUUAGCUUUAGGAACAGACCGACGACUAGAAGAGAGCGGAGAUGACAAAUCAUUCCAUCGCUCUCCAUCAUGGCGCAAGAGGUUCCGGGCUCGUGAGGGAGGGGCAAGUCUGGGUAUGAUGGCAGGCUCCAUGGAAACGCUACCUGCCGGUUUCCGCAUGCCCUCAAUGUCCAUGCCACCCUCUGUAAAUCUGGCCCCCAAGAAACAGCUCCAGCCUGAAGCUCCUCCCCCAGCGCCCCCAAGACUCGACCCUUCGGCUGUGCGGACCUAUUCAUGUUAACUACACUCUGCUUACUAACAGGAGCACUAAUGCUAACAGUGCAUUCUCAUUACUUGUAUGGACAUAUGCUUGCGGCCUUUUGAGAGUGAUAUGCCAAAUCUGGAAAGGGAGACCUGGGUGCCUCAGGGUGUAGCUUCACCCCUCUGCUGCCCAGCCUACCCUCCUACCUUUCAUCGCUCACCUCUCCUUCGGACACGUGCAAUACAGAGGCCAACUCUGACCCUUGAACUCUGAGAGUGCGCAUUGGCUGCACUCGCUGCUGUAAAGGAGGCUCAUCCUGGUCUCGCCCAGUUUACCCCAGUGCUCCCAGUAGCCUUGUUGUUGUGGUGUUGUGCUCCUGCUCCCCUGGUCUCAGCUUUGGGUUCUUGUUCUGGUUCUAAUAGUCUCGAUAUGGCCAAGUCCAAACAAAUCUUCCUGUGUUAACAGUUGAUGCUAUGAAAACAUUUUAUGGAGAUGAUGACCAGUCGUUGGUUUGGACUUAAGCGUGAUGAAUACUUGUAUAAAUGGUGGAUCUGCUGCACAGUACCCUUCUACCGGUUAUGCAAGGUAUUACUCAUUAAUCGUCUCUGUACAUAAAAUGGAUGACUUAUGUUUUUUAUAGAAAUAUUAUAUAUAUUAUAAAUAUAUAUUGGAAAUAUAUAUGGGAAAACCACAUAAUAUUGCCGUAUGAAACCCAAUGCCCUGUAUUCGAUAGUGACUGUUCUCUCUCUCUUUCUUUCUCUUUCUCUCUGUGUCGGACCUUUGCGUGUCUUUUACUGUAUGCUGUAAGUGUGGGAUUUAUUGCUGGGAGGGAUUCACUAAAGGAAGUGUGUAUUUCUACAAGGACUCUUCACAGGUUCAUGGGUCCAACUCUCUCUUUGCCUCCUCUCCUUUCCUUUUCUCCUCCUUUUUUGACACGAUGUAGCUGUUACUUCUCCUCUUUCUGCCUCUAUCGCCUUCUGUAUGACACUAUGUAGCCUAGAAUAGAGAGAAUCCUUUAAUAUGAGGAGUGUGUGUGUGUGUGUGUGUGUGUGUGCGCGCGAGUGAGCGGAUCAACCUCUCCGCUGGAGACUUGUAGAGGGGUUGUGUGUGAAAGUUCAAGCCCAGCCAGUUUUCUCUGUGGAUGGUAGUGUUAACACUGUAGCUCCUCUUAGUUAAUUUCAAACUUUCUCUCAAGUCAAACUGUAAACUGCUGCUCAACAUCAGCCAAUGAUUUCCACGUGAUACUGCUCUUACUGACAGACUUGUCUGAUCUUGUUUCGUCACCUCCCAUUUAGUUGCCAUGGAGAUGUGCCAGUAAGCAGUUGUGCCCUUGGCUGACCAACUCCUCACUCAAUGAGAUCACAGCAUAUGAACUAGUGAAUUUCUGGAUGGCUGUACAAUCUUGUUUUGUUUGUUUUUAUUUAUUUAUUUAUUUUUCAGUUUUUCCGAGGUGUCUAAAAGGUGUAAUGUGCUAUGUGGCAGCUAUGAGUACUGUGUCUUUAUUCCAGGUGUGAAACAAUGCUGACAAAUCAAGGUUUUAUUAUUUGGCUAUCCAAAAAAAGUGUACUGUAUUUAUGACACUAUAUAGACAUAAGUAAAGCUGUUUUUUUU
Molecule: messenger RNA, 5766 nt
Organism: Melanotaenia boesemani (Boeseman's rainbowfish)
Lineage: Eukaryota; Metazoa; Chordata; Actinopteri; Atheriniformes; Melanotaeniidae
Gene: ppfia4
Product: PTPRF interacting protein alpha 4
Exons: 30
Coding region: 634-4194 (1186 amino acids)
Biological process (GO): synapse organization
Cellular component (GO): presynaptic active zone
Molecular function (GO): protein binding
Source: RefSeq, a predicted model, not a curated record